GAGCUGCUUUUUCAUGAAACGGGAGUAAUGUAGUGAACUUAGAGGAGAGACACAAACUAAAGUAUCGAUCAUAUACCACUACCAACGUUUGGAUCGAUAUCUGCAUCGAUCUGCCCACCCUUGUCUCCUGGAUCGUAGCUGAGAUCAGCGUGAACCACGUGGGUCUCUGCUCCCUGAUCUGUUUCCUGUGUUUGGAAAGAGUUCCAGCUUCAUCACGGAGUUUCUCUCGGUUUGUGGGCUCAUCUAAAGCUGAUCAGCAGGAGGAGAGUCUGACGGAGGAACAUUUUCAGCCAUUUGGACUCAGCUCAGCCACUACAGAGGAAACAAUGACUUCAACACAAAAGGACCAACAUGGAGCGAGAAGUCAGCGCUCUCAGGAGGCCCACAAACCUUACAGAAGAAAGGGAGAGAAAAAAUACAGCUGUGAAGAGUGUGGGAAGGAUUUUACUCAGAAGAUUGACCUAAAACAUCAUCAGUUCAUCCACACUGGGGAGAGACCAUUCAUCUGUGACUUGUGUGGAAAGUCUUUUAGACAGCCUGCAAACUUAAAAAAACACCAAGUCAUCCACAGUGGAGUUAAAGCGUACAGCUGUGAUCAGUGUGGCAAAGCUUUUGCUGUCAGAGGCAACUUACGGCGUCAUCAAGUUACCCACUCUGAAACUAAGGCGUACAGCUGCGACAUUUGCGGGAAAACUUUCACUCAUCUAGCAUACCGAAAUACUCACUUACGCAUCCACACUAGACAAGAUGUUUACUGCUGCGAUCAGUGUGGGAAACCGUUUGUGACAUACUAUGAAUUACAGCACCACAUGCUUACCCACACUGAGGAGAGACCUUAUAAAUGUGACCUGUGUGAUAAGUCUUUUAAAGAGCCACAUUCCCUGAGAAGACACGAACAGAUCCACAGCAGAAAGAAACUCUACAAGUGCAGUUACUGUGAGAAGCAGAGCGACACAGACGGAUCCAGUUCUCAACCCUGUCGUCACUGUGGUGGUGGGAAAGCAUUGCGUUGUGACCUUUGUGGAAAAACUUUCAAUAAUGAAAAGAGCCUAAAGCUACAUCAACGCAGACACACUGGAGACAAGAUGAACUACUGCAAAGAAUGUGGGAGAGGCUUCACCACACCAAGUGCAUUAAAAGAACAUGAACUCUAUCACAGUGGGGUUAAAAAGCACGUCUGUGGCCAGUGUGGGUCAUCCUUCACCACUGCAGAUCAUCUUAAAGUGCAUAAAAGAGUCCACACAGGAGAGAAACCAUACAAGUGCAGACACUGUGACAAAAGCUUCUCGUAUUCAGGGAGUCGUAACAAUCAUGAACGUACACACAUUGAAGGGAACUUCAGCUGUGACCAGUGUGACAAGAGCUUCAAGAAUCUCAGUUCGUACUCUGAACACAAACGAUCCCACGCUGUAAAUAAACUGUUUCACUGUUACCAAUGUGCAAAAACUUUCACUUCAUUAUCUGCUCUGUGCAACCAUCAACGUGAUCAUGACAAUGGCUGAAAUCAUUCUUAUCAUUGGAUCAUAAUGAAUCUGAAGAGACAGACAGUGUUGUUGCAUUUGAGAAGUUUGAUGUGAAAGCUGCUGUAAUUUCUGCUGAAAUCCCUCAUCUGUUAUACAUCAGGU
This is a messenger RNA of Pelmatolapia mariae (spotted tilapia), 1625 nucleotides long. RefSeq names its product zinc finger protein 239-like. Gene Ontology annotation, molecular function: RNA polymerase II cis-regulatory region sequence-specific DNA binding; DNA-binding transcription repressor activity, RNA polymerase II-specific. Lineage: Eukaryota; Metazoa; Chordata; Actinopteri; Cichliformes; Cichlidae. The record is from RefSeq and is a predicted model, not a curated record. Bases 327 to 1502 code for a protein of 391 amino acids. The transcript has 4 exons. Gene Ontology annotation, cellular component: nucleoplasm. Gene Ontology annotation, biological process: regulation of transcription by RNA polymerase II.